GCAACAAGAAUUUCUCAACGUCAUAUCCAUUAACCAAAUACAAGAACCAAAAUGCCAACAAUUCAAGAAAUUGAAGGUGAGUUUCAACAACUUCAACUUUCCCUUCCAAUUGAUCAUUGGAUGGGUAUUUUUCCCAUUAACCUUUACCAAGGCUUUUGGUGCCCACUUCUUGAGCCCACAAUCUCAUUGCAAACCCAUUUCGAGGCCCAUGAUACCGAUAUCAUUUUAGCUAGCUUACCCAAAACAGGUACCACUUGGUUAAAAUCUCUCCUUUAUGCUAUUAUAAAUCGGAAGAGAUUUUCGGACAUUGAUCAACACCCACUUCGGAGUCAAAACGCCCACGAACUUGUUCUUCAGUUAGAGGCCAAAGUUUAUAAAAAUAUUCAAGGGUGUCAACCCGAUCUUACCAAAUUACCCUCACCUCGACUCUUUGCCACCCAUAUACCGUAUUCUUCACUACCAAAAUCAAUGAAAAUCUCCGACUCCAAAAUUAUUUAUGUAUGUCGAAAUCCUUUAGAUACUUUCGUUUCAUCAUGGCAUUUUUACCGCCAACUUAAGGUAAAUAUGGGCUUAAAGCAUUUUUACAGUCAGUUGAAGGUAAAUAUGGGUUUUAAGCAUCUUUUCCGUCAGCUAAAGGUGAUUUUAGGUUUUUUCUAUUUUUACCGCCAGUUUAAGGUAAAUAUGAUAGAGGAAGAUUUUAAUAUGUUUUCUAAGGGGAAAUUCCCAUAUGGCCCUUAUGAAGAUCAUGUACUUGGGUAUUGGAAGGAAAGCAUACAAAAUCCAAACAAGGUGUUGUUCAUGGAAUAUGAAGGGCUAAAGGAGGAUCCGAAAGCCUAUGUGAAGAAAUUGGCGGAGUUUGUGGGUUACCCGUUUUCGAAAGAGGAGGAAAACAAAGGUAUCAUUGAUGAAAUAAUCAAACUUUGUAGCCUUGAAAGUUUGAAGGAAAUGGAAGUGAAUAAGAGUGGUAAUUUUUAUGGGUUUUUUGAGAACAAAGCUUUGUUUAGAAAAGGUGAAGUUGGAGAUUGGACUAAUUAUUUGAGCCCUUCAAUAGUUAAGAGUUUUGAUCAAAACAUCCAAGAGAAAUUUAAGGACUCUGGCUUUUCUUUUACACACUAUCAUCCCCUUACUGAGGCUCCUAAGUAAGCAGGAUGAAGGAUUUAUUCAUUCAUUUGUAAAGUUUCCAUUAUAGAUUGUUUAUAGUGCUAAUUGGUUAUUAGUUAAUUGAAUUAAUUUGUUUAGCUCUCCUAUUUCAACAAUAAAACACAUGUAUAUAAUUUUUUUU
This is a messenger RNA of Chenopodium quinoa (quinoa), 1282 nucleotides long. RefSeq names its product cytosolic sulfotransferase 5-like. Gene Ontology annotation, cellular component: cytoplasm. Lineage: Eukaryota; Viridiplantae; Streptophyta; Magnoliopsida; Caryophyllales; Amaranthaceae. The coding region runs from base 52 to 1143 and encodes 363 amino acids. Gene Ontology annotation, molecular function: sulfotransferase activity. The record is from RefSeq and is a predicted model, not a curated record. Gene Ontology annotation, biological process: sulfation. The transcript has a single exon.